This is a messenger RNA of Annulohypoxylon truncatum, 2673 nucleotides long. RefSeq names its product fungal-specific transcription factor domain-containing protein. The record is from RefSeq and is a predicted model, not a curated record. Bases 122 to 2197 code for a protein of 691 amino acids. Gene Ontology annotation, molecular function: zinc ion binding; carboxy-lyase activity; DNA-binding transcription factor activity, RNA polymerase II-specific. The transcript is spliced from 10 exons. Lineage: Eukaryota; Fungi; Ascomycota; Sordariomycetes; Xylariales; Hypoxylaceae. Gene Ontology annotation, biological process: DNA-templated transcription; regulation of DNA-templated transcription.
CAAUCAGGUCCCUAUUCAGGACCUGACUCCCGAACAAGCUAGUCACAUCAUCCAUUCUCACCGCAAAGUUCGAUAUGGUACGGCAUGUUGGCCAUGCAGGUGUGUGGCAUAGUCUUGUAAGAUGAGGUCUGAAACUAAAGGUCUAUCUAGGCAACGGAAGGUGAAAUGCGACAAUAAGCAACCAUGUGAAAAUUGCGUCAAGAGAGAGCAUCCGCAGCUAUGCUCUUACAAGCCCAAUCGGUCCAGUGCUUCCAAACAUGCUUCUGUGUCGACCGAAGGUCAUCAAGGAAAGAAAAGACCGCAUUCUCCUGAUGACAGCGUUAGCAAUGACCAAGGGAGCGAUCAUCAACCAGAGGGUUGGCCUCAAGCCAUAGAUGAACCGGAGUCUCUGGAAAUAUCACGCUACGUUGGUCAAAAUAGCAUCCCCGCAUUAUUACGAGAUCAACCGUCGCCGAUAGAGACUAAAGAUGGCGUGGACAUCCGCCGUGAUAUGCGCCCUAUUCUUGGCCUUGACAACUCUGCGCCCUUUCCCCUAAUGUCGUCAAAACACCUCGAUCGCCUAACCCAGGACAUCUUCUCUGAACUGCCUUCAGACAGAGAGGUGAUGAUCCUCUUCAGAGCGUAUAAAGAAAUAACCCAUCCAUUUUGGGGGUUUGUUAUUGACAUUGAUGAUCUAGAGUCUCGUAUUAUGAUCUAUCUUGAAGAGCGAGCUAAAAAUGCUAGGGAACACAGCAAAUCAAGUCGGCGUGUCUCCGCGUCGUGGUUAGCCAUUCUCUUCUCCGUAAUGGCGGUCGGUUCGCAGUAUCGUGAUUCGCCUUAUCAUAUUCGAACGCGGGACGCUCAGAGAUACGUUCAGAUAUCAUUUCAUUUCCUUAGGCUGGGGAACUUCUUACUACGGCCAAACUUGGAUUCGAUCCAAGCCUUAUUGCUAAUAGGAUUCUGUCUCCUAAACGAUAUGAAAGCCGAAGCUUCUUGGGCCUUAAUUGGCAUGACUUGUCGGUUAGCGCAAUCGCUUGGGCUACACCGAGCUGUAACGUCAGACGAAAGCAACUCAACUGAGAUGUCGCUGAAAACAUACGUGCGAAGAAAGCUAUGGUGGACGUGCCUUUGGCACGAUACGUUGACGUCGCUAUCUUUUGAUCGCCCUAACAUGACCAAUAUCCAAUGUUGUCCAAUCCCGCUAUCCCCAAGUUCUUCUGUCGAAGGAUUGUCAUAUCUCGAAGCGAUGUAUACUCUCUGCGAGGUAAUUUCGCAGAAGCUUAAUCCAGACGCCACUGCUGGAUACUCGUACGAAACUAUCCUCGAUAAUUGCCAGGCCGUCGAAUCCAUUCGCGAAAAAGUGUAUCCCCAGCUACGCAGUAAGGAGGCUUGCAAGAGCGUGGUUGACAAGCUCCAACACUAUGCCAUACGUCUUCAUACGUCCUUCGUAAUUUCAGUGUGCUGUCGUCCAGCUCUUCGUCGAGAUUGUACGAGACUAGGACCUGCUGAAAAGAAAGCCUUGGCCGACAAAUGCAAAACCAACUUGACCGAGACUGUUCGCAUGUUUUUAUCAAUGCACCAAUUAUCAUUUAUUCCAACCCGAAGUUGGGCCUUCACUUAUCACGGCCUUUCUUCUGCCGUUCUCCUCGGAAUAUUAUGCGAGACAAAGCUAGACCCCGAGGUUCGUCAGCUCCAAGGAGAUCUCAUCUCAGCUCUAUCAGCCGCAGCAGCCAAGGAGCAAACCAGUCCUGCUCCCGAUCACAUCCCUAAAAUUGAUCGGGAUAUUGAACUAUCGGGGCCUCUUUCUAGAGCAUUGACGGCUCUCAAAAACAUAUACGAUUAUGGUUCUUUGCACGGAGCUUCUGGAGUCAAGAGCGAGAGUGCUUCUGGCACUCGCACGCCGAUUGGUGCUGCUAUCCCACAGAGUCUUCAAACUAUCAACAAUCAAUUUCGUUUACAGCCGGGAUUCGACAGGCAUCAGGACGCCGCUCUUGCCAUGGCAGAGCUGCAGAAUGGAAAUAACCUCGCCGAUUUCUCAACAACUAUGCCGUACCAACCAACGAUUCAACAAACCAUAGGAAUUCCAGAUCUGAAUCAGUUAGAUCCCACUACCCUGGCUCCUAUGGAUCUCUACGAUUCGAUCUUUUGGGAAUCGCCAGACCCUUUCUACGCAGCUCCUCCCAAUCUCUAUUUCGAUGACUUUGGCUUCAGAGCCUAAGACGCCGGUUCAUGAAAAGUUCUAUUCAAACUUAACCUAGUCGGUGAGGUAUCUAAGGGUGUAAUAUCGGAGUUUGUCAGGAGAUCGCGACUAAGGCCACUUGAUACAGUUAUGGACACCUCAUUUGUUUGUAAAACGUAUUGUUAGCUCAGAUAUCCAUGUUGAUCAGUAUCUCUUGUUCGUUAUAAAAGUUAUAUUCGAUUUAUUCUGGUUCAUAACCACGAAUUUGGGUUGCUAUUUACUAGUCGUAACAACAUUAAUAUCGAUCUAUAUGGAUUUCUCAUCUACCUCAAUUCAUUUCAUCUCCAAACAGAUCUAACGUCUAUAUCCCUAAUGCGCCUAACACUUCUUUGCACAUCGCUACGCACUUCUCUUCCUCUAGUCUCUGUGCUACUAACUGCAAGCUCACGGGCAUCCCAUGAACAGCGUCGGGAUUAUCUAUUAGAUAGUCAGCCAUACAAGUCGUUUGAGAGGUG